Corticium candelabrum is the source of this 616-nucleotide messenger RNA. RefSeq names its product oligosaccharyltransferase complex subunit OSTC-like. The coding region runs from base 58 to 510 and encodes 150 amino acids. NCBI's taxonomy places the organism in Eukaryota, Metazoa, Porifera, Homoscleromorpha, Homosclerophorida, Plakinidae. The record is from RefSeq and is a predicted model, not a curated record. Gene Ontology annotation, cellular component: oligosaccharyltransferase complex. The transcript has a single exon.
UAGGCCUUGUGUCUGUAACAGUACGGGAGUGUGGAUCUAAACCAUCAGACCUUGAAGAUGCAGGCUUUGUACUCGGUUCCGUACUCCAUACUCGAGGUACCCAAUCUCAAGCUUCGACGCCCAGGCUGGUUUAAACAACCUCCAGCUAUGGUCGUGUUCGGAUUCGUCAUGCUGUCGUACUUUCUCGUCACCGGUGGCAUCAUCUACGACGUGAUUGUCGAGCCUCCGAGCGUGGGCUCUGUGACAGACGAUCAAGGACACCAGAAACCUCAAGCGUUCAUGCCCUAUCGUAUCAACGGUCAAUACAUUAUGGAGGGCUUGGCUUCAAGCUUUUUGUUCUGUUUGGGAGGAUUUGGAUUUGUCGUACUGGAGCGAUCUAACAUGCCAAAUAUCCCGAGGCUCAAUCGUAUUCUUCAGUUUUGCUUUGCGUUCUCUACCAUAGUCAUCUCGUUCUUCAUGUGUCGCGUGUUUAUGACUAUGAAAAUACCCGGAUACUUGCAGGGUUACUGAAGUGUGUUUGAGAGAAUUGUAGUAUACUGCAGAUGUGAGGACUGGCUUCUGAACUGCAAAUGUGUACAAUGUAGGCGCGUCAGUCAAAUGAGAUGAUUAAUUUUAA